Molecule: messenger RNA, 1332 nt
Organism: Cladophialophora psammophila CBS 110553
Lineage: Eukaryota; Fungi; Ascomycota; Eurotiomycetes; Chaetothyriales; Herpotrichiellaceae
Exons: 2
Coding region: 1-1332 (443 amino acids)
Source: RefSeq, a predicted model, not a curated record
AUGGGCUCCGAACGCUACCCUGUUCGGCACAAAGGCAUCUACCACAACCUGCCAACUUUUGACCCAUCCAUCAAAGAUCUUACUGCUAUCGUCACUGGGGCCAAUGGCAUCUCCGGUUUUCAUACGAUGCGGGUGCUGCUCGAUAGCCCCGGACGUUGGAGCAAAGUCUACGCCUUAUCCCGUCGCCCGCCUCCCAAGGAAAUGAUGGCUCUGCUUCCAGAGUCUCAGCGGUCCCGCGUACAACAUGUGGCCGUCGAUUUCCUGGACGAUCCACAAAAGAUUGGUGACGCAAUGACCUCAGCUGGGGUCAAAGCUGACUAUGUCUUCUUCUACUCCUACUUGCAGCCCAAACCCCCUCCAGGAACUCCGGUAUGGUCCAAUGCCGAUGAACUGGUGAAAGUGAACAGCGCGUUACUCGACAACUUCCUUCAAGCUCUCGCACUUUCCAAGAUCAUCCCUAAGCGGUUCGUGCUUCAAACUGGGGCCAAGAACUAUGGGAUCCAUAUUGGCCGUGGUCGCACGCCUGCUAUCGAAUCCGAUCCGCAACCGGCUCACCUUGAACCGAACUUCUACUACCCACAAGAGAAAUCACUUUUCGAAUUUUGCAGAGCAAACAAUACCUCAUGGAACGUUAUCCGUCCAGCUUGGAUUCUUGGCGCGGUCAACAAUGCCCAGAUGAACGCCUUGCACCCUUUCGCCAUUUAUGCCGCAGUACAGGCUCAGAAGGGUGAGCCCUUAUAUUUCCCAGGAGACUGGGAUACUUGGCAAUUCGAGUGUCAUCAUUCUUCUGCUAUGUUAACAGGGUAUUUAUCCGAGUGGGCAGCAUUGGAGGACAAGUGCAAGAAUGAAGCGUUCAAUUCUCAGGACACAGGGCCGAUCAGCUGGGACCGGUUCUACGAGGAGUUGGCUCGUUGGUUCGGCGUUGAGAAGGGUGUGCACCCCCCGGAAGAGGAUCUGAGUAAGUUCAAUGAGAUCAAGGGAAGGGGUGGGAAAGAUGCUCCAAUGGGCUACGGUCCUCCGCCGACCUUUCGGAGCCUAUUUUCGUUUGUGACCUGGGGCUCAGAACCCGCAAAUCAAGAAGCUUGGCAGCAGCUUAUGAAGUCUUCCGGAGGGCAGUUGACCGAUAACCCGUUCAGGGAUCCCCAAGCGAGCUUUGAAUUCGGGGACGCUGCUCUGAUGAAGUUCGGCAGCUUGUGUAUGAACAAGGCUCGCCGGUUGGGUUGGACAGGCUUCGUCGAUACAAUGGAGGCUCUUCACGAGAUGUACUCCGAGAUGGGCGAUUUGGGGAUGGUGCCUAGAAUGAAGGUAGAUGCAGCGAAACCUCUGGUGUAG